Molecule: messenger RNA, 513 nt
Organism: Ogataea philodendri
Lineage: Eukaryota; Fungi; Ascomycota; Pichiomycetes; Pichiales; Pichiaceae
Exons: 1
Coding region: 1-513 (170 amino acids)
Source: RefSeq, a predicted model, not a curated record
AUGGACCCCAUGCCGUUCAAAGUGGCCAAACAGGCUACUCCUAGCAAAGUCAGCUCCAUCAACGAGCUGGAGAAAAACUGCGAGUACUCGGCGGCCUGCGUGGCCGACGUUGCCAGAACGUUAAACGCACGAAAUAUCACCACCCAGCACACAAAUAUGAGCACAAACACAAUCCCCCGGUUGCGCACGCUGAUGAGAUUGGUAAGUCGAGCAAGUAGCGGGAGCUUGAACGUGGUCAUGAAUAGCAUCAGGCUCGGAAUCAGGUACGUGAGCAGAAAUACCAGCACCAUCAAGGUGAACGCCCAGUCCAUACUGCGCGAAACGGAGUUGCCAAACUUGACGAUCUCAAAUAGGACAAGGUCGAUGAUCUGCAACGAAAAAGACACUGAAACGUUGAAUAACACUCUUGUGGUCCGUUUCAGCACAAGAUCCAUGGAAGUCUCGACCUUGUCGCCCAGUAACGGCUUCAACGUGGUGUCUAGCGGGUGUGAUCCGAGAACAACUGGUUUUUGA